AUGGAACUAUCAACAACAAGAGGAAUCAGUACAACAAUGCAGCAGGGAUACAUUGAUUACGAUGACUCAAAUCAGUAUCUAUUAUAUCCAAACGUAUUACAAGCAGGACAAAUACCUCAACAAUACCUUCCACAAUUACCUGCUGAUGUGCUUAUCUUUGGCGAUCCGCCAACGCAAUUGACAAGCGAACCGUUGUAUAUAGGCAAUUCUAAUCCGACUAUGCGUGAACAACUAGGUACAGGCUCCAUUCAGCAACAGUACGAUGCUUUGUCUACUCCGCAAAACUCGCUUACGCAUCGACAACAACGUCAACAACAAUGGUUGUCGCAGUACCCGUAUUCGAGACAGCGUGAAGCACAGACACCACACGAAUUGUUUACGCCAACCAUGCAAUUUGAACGCCAAUUUGAUCGACAGAACUCUGUUCAAGAUAUGCUUGGAGUUGUACCGCUCGAGCGAUCGGAUUAUGACCAGCUGCAGGUCUAUCCAGGAACGAGUAGUCCAAGUAUGGCUCAGUCCCAGCUGCAAGUUCAUCCUGUCGAUACUGUACAGGCACAUCAUCAAGUAAUACAGGCGAAAGCAGAAUUCGUGCAGGCCCAUAAUCAAGUAAUACAGGCACACGCGGACUUCACUCAAGUAGCCGAACAAGUGGCCGAAGCUCAAGCUCAAGCACAAGUGCAGGCCCAAGUGCAGGCCCAAGUGCAGGCCCAAGUGCAGGCCCAAGUGCAGGCCCAAGUGCAGGCUCAAGUCUAUCCACCGACAGAGGCUACUUAUCGUCCGUCUCAGUCACAAGGAAACAUCCAUCAAGUUCCUCAACUACAAAUCAACUUUAAUCAAUCAGAAAACGGGUCUCCAGAUCAAUCUUCCCAGAUGGAGACUGAUGAGCGAUCAACGCAAUCUCAAGCAAUCAGUCGCCGUCAGCAAGAUGAACAUGCCUUCAAUAUUCUUAUGAAAUCAGGUGUUGCAAAAAUCACUGAUUUUGGCCUAUCUGGACAGAUGAUGUCCUCAUCAUUAGGUGAUGGUACUGCAGCAUACAGAGAUCCCUUAUCAUUCAGAGAUCAAUCAUAUAAACGCGGGAAAAAAUCUGAUAUUUUUAGUCUUGGAGUGUUGUUUUGGGAAAUUUCUAGUGGUCAGAUACCUUGUAAAAAAUGGACCAGUAUAGCAGAAUGUAGAAAACAAGGCUAUCGAGAUCCUCCUCUUCCAGAGAUGCCAGAAGCCUAUAUUCAGCUAUAUUCAGCAUGUUGGAGUGAGAAUGCUGAAGAACGACCAUCUUGUAAAGAAAUACACAAACAAUUACAACUGCUAUCUGAUGAUAGAAAUCAACAUUUACCAGCGAUACCUUUAACCUCACUUUCACCUGUAUUAAAGCAGUCAGUAAGAAUACAUCUAAACUCUCGACGACGAAAACCACCGCCAUCGUUAACCAACUAA
Messenger RNA from Paraglomus occultum, 1431 nucleotides. The record is from the annotation of a GenBank genome assembly. Lineage: Eukaryota; Fungi; Glomeromycota; Glomeromycetes; Paraglomerales; Paraglomeraceae.